CCCGGCCCCGCCCCGCCCGGCGCAGGUGAUCCUGGGGAGAGGCCGCGCUCGCCCCUCGGUCCCGGGGGCCUUGGGGACCGCCCCGGGGGCGUCAGGGUCGGGACACUGGAGUGGCGGCGCCUCCCCGUGGUGUCCUCGCGCCUCUCCCGGGCCUGGGUCCUUUUUGGGAUUCCGGGUCUGGCACCUCGGGGACGCUCAGUCCAGCAGGCCACCUAUGCCAGGUCAGACUUCUCCAAGGGCAGAAAGGGAUAAGGGACCUUCGAGAUACCCCGGGACAGAUGCAGGCCAACCAAGCCAUAGGUCACCCGCCACAUCAGACUGCCUUUGCCCACACCUACUGUGAGGGAUUUAGGAACAGAACCGUCACUAGCCUCCCCCGUAAAGAGUUGACUAUGGUCGGUCAUCUGAGCCCAGCCCAGCGAGGCAGGAGUAUGAAAGGGCUCAAGGCAACCUUCCGUCUUUCCAGAAAUGAAGUCUUCACUGGUCAGUCAGGAAUUUUCUGGUCAGCACCAGAAAAAGUGAGGAAAUCUGUCGCAUGGGCCCUCUCUAUCCCCCAAAGGGAGAUGAGGCAAACCAUUGCGAACCUGAAUCAAGGAAACCUCGUUUGGAAUGGAGUCAGGAGGCCAGAAGGGGAAGCUCUCACCCUCUACCACUCCUCAUCUAAUCAAUAGGAAGAGGCAAUACCUUGCAUUCCCCCCAGAAAGAAGCCUGGAUGUUCCUUCCCCGGCAUGAGGAAGGAAGAUUUUCUCCUUGCCUGGCAACAGCCUAGCCAAUGAGAGACUGUCACAGCUCAGCCGAUGAAAAGCCACUACACUUAGAACUCCCAGUUUCCUACAGUGGAAUUUUUGUUUAUAACAGCCCUUCCCAACUCCCUGCCUCUAUAAAAGGUUCUUCUUUGUUCUCUGGACUUCCCUAUGGUUUUGCCAUAGCUUGAGUGUCCCUGAGUUGCAAUUCUCUGCUCUUCCUGAAUAAACCUAUUUU
Messenger RNA from Zalophus californianus (California sea lion), 981 nucleotides. RefSeq lists its product as uncharacterized. The transcript has 4 exons. Bases 279 to 671 code for a protein of 130 amino acids. The record is from RefSeq and is a predicted model, not a curated record. NCBI's taxonomy places the organism in Eukaryota, Metazoa, Chordata, Mammalia, Carnivora, Otariidae.